AUGACUACUCUAGAGACGCCCCUCACUGAGGAUGCGGUUGAAACUCCGACCGAAGAGACCGUGAAAUGGCCCCUCCGAUAUCGAAUUCAUUUACCACAAGUCGUACCUGACCAAGGACUCGGUGGUGAGCCACCAAAGUUAUGGUGGAGUCAUAAGCUCUACCGAGGCCCUGAAGACCAGGCCGUUAAGAUACUGUACAGCAAGACAAAAUGGCAAUCUGAGGCCAUUGCAAAGCAAUUCCUCGACGAGCCAAUCCUAGGAUUCGACAUGGAAUGGCCUUGGGAGUCCGACAAGCAUACUCGACUGCAGGACAGGAUUGGGCUUAUACAAAUCGCAUGCGAAGACAAGGUUGCUCUGUUUCACAUCGGAGCCCAUGUUGGGACAACGUGUGACGACCUCAUCGCACCUUCGUUGAAGAAGAUUCUCGAAAGUCCGAACAUUACCAAGACGGGAGUCUCUGUUUUGAAUGCCGACUUCGCUCGACUGGUCAAGUUCUUCGACCUGAAGCCGCAAGGUGCUUUCGAGCUCAGUCACCUUUAUCGCUUAGUUGCUUUUGGAUCAGAAAAGCCUGAGCUCAUUACGAGGAGGCUUGUCAACCUUGCACAGCAAGUGGAAGAUCAUCUCGGUCUACCCUUGUGGAAGGGGAAGGUGAGAACGAGCAAUUGGAGCUACACCCUGAACCAGCAGCAGAUCACCUAUGCCGCAGGCGAUGCCUAUGCUUGCUUUAUGCUUUUCCACUGCAUGAACGCAAAAAGAAUGGGGAUGGACCCUGCUCCACCCUUACCCAUACAUGCAGACAAGUAUUCUUCAAUGAACUUAUCCUCCAUUAAGUUUGUACAUCUUGAGCCUGCAACAGAAGGGGGGGAUAUUACAACGCCUAUCGAGUUUUUCCGAGUCAAAGAGGAACCAGUGGCGAAUGAAGAAGAUGAGCCGGUUGAGGGCGAGACAAUUGCAGAGGAAGCAAAGGAAAAGAAACGAAAGCCAAAGCAACCCAAGGAACCCAAGAAACCGAAGGAAAAUAUUCCCAAAGAGCCACUAGAUGCGAUUUCUAGAGAGCUAUACGUGCAAUUGGCUGCUCGUCGGAUGGGCCUUUCCAGAUCCGAGAGAGUGUCGGCAUAUAUGGUUGCCCACAACACUGUCCUCGAAGAUCUCGCACGACAGCGACCGACUGAUAACGACGGCUUGCUUGAAAUCAAAGGUAUUGGAAAGAUGAAGCAGGAGAAGUAUGGAGCAGAGUGGCUUGAUGUCAUCACACAGUUUCUCGGCGCGAGGGGGAUUGGGCCACCCAAGCGAAUGGAAAACUGUCCUCAAGAGCCAAAGACCCCCGAAACAAGUCAAAGACGAAGGCCGAUUAUGACUACAGCUGACAACGGUGAUUCUUCCCUCUCAACCCCGGCACUUGGCUCUCACCUGGUUCGCACGCCACAGCUGCACACGGGCUUAUCGUUUCAACUAUCAGGAACGAGGCUUGACGCGCAAGAGGGCAAUGAAGGCGAUGACAGUGAUGAUUGCUCUACUGAAUUUUUCACGCCAGUCGAAAAACUGUCACAACUAAAACGCAAACGAUCUCCGAGUCCCCUCUCAGAAACAUCACCGACACUGAAACGGCGAUCCCCCAGCCCGUGUCACAAGAGGAACCCUCUCACAGCACCAACACUACAGGAGCCGCCGACCCCAAGGUCGAAAUUAUUCCAAAGCAAGCUACGCGCCUUUAGCAAGCGUGUGGCCUCAAAGCUCAAGUCGCCGCCUCUAAAUCCAAUUGUAUCAGAGGCGACUAUUCUUCUGAUUGUGUCUAAUCCACCCCGGACAAUAGAGGAAUUGUAUGGGAUACCUGGAAUAUCUAGCUUCGUGGAAGCAUGUGUAGAAACAGAGGUGGAUUUGUUGAAGAAUAUCACCAAAUUUGCACCACCCCGAUUCUAA
Messenger RNA from Lindgomyces ingoldianus, 1920 nucleotides. RefSeq lists its product as uncharacterized. The transcript has a single exon. The record is from RefSeq and is a predicted model, not a curated record. Bases 1 to 1920 code for a protein of 639 amino acids. Gene Ontology annotation, molecular function: nucleic acid binding; 3'-5' exonuclease activity; nucleotide binding. Gene Ontology annotation, biological process: nucleobase-containing compound metabolic process. NCBI's taxonomy places the organism in Eukaryota, Fungi, Ascomycota, Dothideomycetes, Pleosporales, Lindgomycetaceae. Gene Ontology annotation, cellular component: cytoplasm; nucleus.